Messenger RNA from Colletotrichum karsti, 1557 nucleotides. RefSeq names its product major facilitator superfamily transporter. Gene Ontology annotation, biological process: transmembrane transport. The record is from RefSeq and is a predicted model, not a curated record. Gene Ontology annotation, molecular function: transmembrane transporter activity. The coding region runs from base 1 to 1557 and encodes 518 amino acids. Lineage: Eukaryota; Fungi; Ascomycota; Sordariomycetes; Glomerellales; Glomerellaceae. The transcript has 7 exons.
AUGGCAUCCUCCUCACCCUCAAAAGACAAUACCAAGGUCGACGACGCCGAUCUUGCGGCAGUCCCUAGUCACAUUAAUGAUGGAGUCCAACACGACAUUGACGAUGCGUACCUACGAGCGACCAAGUUCACCAAGUUUUGGAGGAGUGUUCUCUGGCAAAUGAUCUUGUUUGGAGCUCUCUCCUUCGUCGGCCCCGCGAUGUCCGACGCCAUCUCCAACCUCGGAGGUGGCGGCCUCUCCACACCAUACCUGGCCAACUUGGCGACUUCGCUCAACUACGCGGCCGGAUGUCUCAUGACACUCUUCGGAGGCCCUUUGAUUAAUAAGUUUGGUAUCAAGUGGUCUUGCAUGGUUGCUGCUGUCGCAAUGCCACUGGCUGGCUCUGCAUACUACGUCAAUGCGAAGUACGACGUGGACUGGUAUCUUCUCUUCGCGAGGCUCAUUGGAGGGUUCACCUCUGGAUUCCUCUACGUCGCCGAGACGACAGCCAUGUUGUCGUAUCCUAAGCCGAACGACAGAGGAUUCUAUCUGGGAAUCUGGUCUGCGAUGCGCAACUCUGGCAGCGUUAUGGGCGGCGCGAUCAACUUCUCCACCAACUACUCCAAGGGCUCUGCAGGAGGUAUUGCAUGGUCAACAUACCUCAUCUUUGUUGCCUUUGAAUGCACUGGUGUGAUCUGGGCGUUCCUGCUGUCACCAACUGCACGCGUCCGACGUCGCGAUGGUUCCAAGAUCCCAAUGUCCCCGAGCACUACUUGGAGGCGAGAAUUCGCUGCACUCUGGAAGCACGCACAGCGCAAGAAGACCUGGCUUGUCUUCAUCCCGGCCUUCUACUCGUUCUUCUACGGCGGAACCAUGGGCACUUAUCUGUCUCUGCACUUUUCCGUCCGCGCUCGAGCCCUGUCCUCCCUGAUCAUGCCCUCCGUUACCAUCCCUCUUGUCAUCGCGUACGGAAAGCUUCUUGACACCGCCCGCUGGUCUCAGAGCAGACGCGCAUGGAUCUCGUUCGCCAUGUGGUCCAUCCCGCAAGCGGCCUGCUUCGUCUGGAUCGGAAUUGAAUACGGCAAGUUCGGAUCAUCGAAGCCCGCUCUGGACUAUGAACUGUAUGGGACCCCCAAGGACGUCGACUUUUUGAGGAUGCAUGAACUGACAGUAUUCUCCCACAGACAUGGCAGAAGAUGGGCAGAGGCAUACAUCCCGUACCUCAUCAUCUUUUCGACCGGAUACUGGACACAGUUGUCCCUGUACUGGAUUCUGGGUACUUUCUCUACCGACGUGGGAUCCAGCUCUCGUACCGGUGGCUUGUUCCGUGCCUUCGAAACCGCCGGUCAGGCCGUGUCAUACGCCAUCAACACCAACUCUAGCGCAGACCCGAAAGUCGCCUUCAUCGUCAACUGUGCUGUGUUGGCUCUUACGAUUCCAUGCAUGGUGUUCUUGAUUCGUCUGGUUCCCGAGGCACCGGCUGAUACGGACAUCGACGCCGGUGAUCUCGGAGUUAUUGACGGGGUGCCAAAUAAGGGGCAGACGCUGGCCGAGGCCCCCGAGGAGCGCCGGGACUGA